UUUACAGUCGACAGUCGAGCGUAACAUGGCGAGCGGCGCGUGUCGCCACCACCAGCGUAGGAAGAUCUGCCCGCCGGCGUGGUGUCUCGUCGCACUUCUUUGCGCGGCCGCCUCCACCGGCGCCUAUCGCCUGCAGUAUCCGUCCUUCGACGAACUUCACGUACUGCAAACGAGCGUCACCACCGAUGGUGUACGACGCGUCGAGUUCGAAGUGCGCGGUAAAAACCUCUUCGCCGGUUUGCCGGUGCGUGCAACGAGUGUCGCAGCGGACGGGGACGCCGCCUGCGAUGCGGACACGACGUUUAAUAGUGCGGUGACAGAAGUGAGCGUGGCGGAUGACGGCGAACAUGCUGUAUACGCGCUAAACGUACCACUAAACGCCAACAGGACGAAAGUUAACAGUGUUUACUUUUGUUUAUCGCCCUUCGGCGAUGGUGUCCAAAGUGAGCAGCAAGAAGUGCGCGAUGCGAAUUGGUUACAUCAGGGCGACAACAUCACCAUCGACAGCGGCGCGUUGUGGAUGGUCCGUGACCUUGACACUGACCUAGAUUACGACGAUAAAACGAUAAUACGUGAUCGGCGUCAGAGUGGCUAUGAUAAACUGCGCGUUACUGGUCUACGCGUUGACAGCGCACCAAAAGAGCCACACUUUGAUGAAGAAGGCAUUCCAUUUCUUCUCGUCGGCGCCGAGUAUAAACUCCGGUUGUUUGGGGUGGGUUUUUCCGAAAACACUCAAAUCACUUUCACUCAACAAAAGGCGUCGUUUAGGAGUUCAUGCCAAAUUCCAGUCACUGGAAUAUUCCAAGCAAUAAAAGGUUCAGUAUCUCAGGAUUCUGUUCAAAUAUCUGUAAAAAUCCCGGUUGUGGAAAGUCCGGACCCUUUGUACAUCUGCGUAAAAGAAGGCAGCGGAGAUCGACUACUCGCUGAGUCCGUCUUAGAAAGCAGCCCAUUUGUACAUCAAGGAAGCGAGCCUUGGUUGAGUGUCUACAGUUAUCAAAAAGGUCUACCGAUAUGGGCUGCGUUGAUUAUCAUUGGCAUAUGUCUUUGCUUCUCCGCACUUUUUUCUGGUCUCAAUUUGGGUCUCAUGUCACUUGAUCGCACAGAAUUGAAAAUCCUAUGUAAUACCGGCACUGAACAAGAGCGACGUUACGCUAAGAAAAUUCAACCGGUGCGAAAUCAUGGUAAUUUUCUACUGUGCAGUAUUUUACUGGGAAAUGUCCUGGUGAAUUCCACAUUUACUAUUCUGUUGGACGAUCUGACGUCAGGAGUGAUUGCCAUCGUGUGUUCUACGUUGGCGAUCGUCAUGUUUGGAGAAAUCACACCGCAAGCUAUCUGCUCUCGGCAUGGGCUGGCCAUCGGCGCGAAAACAAUCGUCAUGACUAAGAUUGUAAUGGCGAUCACUUUUCCGCUUUCAUAUCCGAUCUCACGCGUGUUGGAUGUUAUCCUCGGGGAGGAGAUUGGCAGUGUUUACACCAGGGAACGGCUGAAGGAACUUGUCAAGGUGACAACUGGUGAAAAUGACCUGGACAAAGAUGAAGUGAACAUCAUCAGCGGCGCGUUAGAACUUCGCCGUAAGACGGUCGCCGACGUGAUGACAAAGAUUGAAGACGCUUUCAUGCUAUCGUAUGAAGCCAUUUUGGACUUUGAGACCGUGUCCGAAAUCAUGAAAUCCGGCUACUCACGUAUUCCUGUCUACGAGAACGAUCGUGAAAACAACCGCAAAAACAUCAUCACCACUUUAUAUAUCAAAGAUCUUGCUUUUGUGGACCCUGAUGAUAAUACACCUCUGAAGACACUCUGCCAGUUCUAUCAAAAUCCAUGCAAUUUUGUCUUUGAGGAUGUUACAUUGGAUAUCAUGUUCAAGGACUUCAAAGAGGGUAAUAAGGGUCAUAUGGCGUUUAUCAAUCGAAUCAACGCUGAAGGGGAAGGUGAUCCGUUUUAUGAAACCAUCGGGUUGAUAACACUAGAAGAUGUCAUCGAAGAGCUAAUUCAGGCUGAAAUCAUGGACGAAACCGAUGUUUUCACUGACAAUCGAACAAAACGGAAGAGGAACGCGGAUAGGACGAAACAGGACUUUACCGUGUUUGCAGAAAGAAGAGGUGAAAGCAAUCGGAUACGAAUCAGUCCACAACUUACGCUUGCAACUUAUCAAUAUUUAAGUACAAGUAUAGAAAUGUUCAAACCACAUAUAAUAUCAGAAACGAUAUUGCGACGGUUACUAAAGCAGGACAUUUACCAUCACAUCAAAAAGAAUAAGGACUGGCGGAAUGAUCCCACAACGAUAAUCUACCAACAACGCGUGCAGGUAGAUUAUUUCGUCCUUAUUCUGGAAGGACGCGUCGAAGUGAAGGUCGGCGAUGAGAAUUUGACAUUCGAGAGUGGACCGUUUACAUAUUUUGGCACACAGGCUUUAAAACCAAAUAUUGAAUCUCCAGCGACGAUAGGCAGUUUACAAUCGUUGAAUAUGGACAGCAUGAUGAAGCACACCUUCCAGCCGGAUUACACGGUACGCGCGUGCUCGGAAGUGCUGUACCUGAAGCUGAAACGUAAUCUGUAUUUUGCGGCGAAGCGUGCUUCGCUAAUGGAGAUGUCGCAGCGUGACAGCGUGACGAACGGCGAUCCUUUCGAUGACGAAGUGGAAAAAUUUUAUGCCCAUAGUGAUGAAACACGGUUGCAUUUUGUUGUAUCGAGUCCGCCCGAGCCGGACACGGAGGCAAAUCAGUUGCUGCACUCGCUGGAGGACGACGGUAGCAUCGGCCGUCGCAGUCCAGAGCCCAAACACCAUCAUCUUUCGCAUCUGCAACCACCAGCUCCGCCUGGUAAUCCACACACGUCGCAAGCUUCCAGCGAUCAUGACGCCGGCGGCGGGACGGAAAAGGCGAAUAAUUCGCUUGCCAGUUCCACCAUGACGGUAGGUGGAGGCGGUAUGGGUAUGCGGACGUUAGCAUCACGCGACCUCAAUGGCGCCGUGAAACAUACGCCCGCCGGUACCGACGACGUCAACGCCGCUUCCAGUGACCUCGAGGAAGAAGUGUCACUACUCUCAAAAACGUCAUAACACACCUGGAGCGGCUGCACUGGUCUGCGUGCAGCCGGAAUGCGCUUUUUCUCGGCGUCUCGGCAGCGGCUACCGAUACGCGCGUUUUCUUCACUUGCCCUCUUGUAGAUAGACGCACGACUUACGAAUUUCACUUGAGUAGUAUAGCCCUAGUUGGAAUGCAUGAAAUGACGUAAUUUGCAAAGAUGUUUCAAUAACUCUCCGGGAAUAUGAAUAGACUAGCCGCUAGAUAUGAAAGAGUUGAACUAUUUAUAGUUUGUUACAAUUUUGCACGUGUCACGAGUCAAUUUUUACUGAAUUGCUACUUAAGGCCCGUUGAAGAUUUACGAAUAACUUAUUUAUUUACUUAGGUACUUAAUUAACUAACAAAGAAGUUUAAUGAAACGUUAACGAUACGAUGCACAUUACUUAUAUAUGUAUAUUAAAUUUAACUUUUAAAAUGACGUAAGCUGAAUGAAGAUGGGAAUGCAGAAGAAUGAUGAGUUAACGUAACAUAAACACAAUCAAACUGUAUGUGAGAUCGACCGUCAAUUGUAAUAGUUGUACUUAGUGCCGAUAGUGCUGGAUGUCCAAUUGCUACUUAAAUUUUUUGCCCGUGUACUUUUAUCAUAUUGUUUUGUUGUAUUUUAACAGCCUCAAUCAGAUUUUAAGGCCUAAACCGCCGUUUGUUAUUUAUUUUAUUUACACGUUUGUGAUUUAAUUCGAAAUCAGUUCUCUAAAUCAUGGUGAUUAUUUGCAAUUACAGUUUAUUUUUAAUUAUUUUAGCAUGCUUUGUACAUUAUUUUUUGUUAUUAAUGUUUACUUGUUAAUUUUUGUACGCGGUAUUUUAAUGCUUUGCGAGACCACGCCAACAAGUUAGCAUCGAAAACACACAAAUGCAAAAGCAACAUUACAAACUUAAGCUAUAAGUUUAGACAAAUUAUUAUACGAGAAAUAUGUAUUUGUAAAGAUAAACUUUAUAUUUGUGAUUGCCUUGAUAAUGAUGAUGCGAUGUGAAAACAAACAUAGGAAUAAUAUUUAUA
Molecule: messenger RNA, 4080 nt
Organism: Dalotia coriaria
Lineage: Eukaryota; Metazoa; Arthropoda; Insecta; Coleoptera; Staphylinidae
Gene: uex
Product: metal transporter uex
Exons: 9
Coding region: 26-3058 (1010 amino acids)
Biological process (GO): intracellular manganese ion homeostasis; transport; magnesium ion homeostasis
Cellular component (GO): plasma membrane; cytoplasm
Molecular function (GO): transmembrane transporter activity
Source: RefSeq, a predicted model, not a curated record